This is a messenger RNA of Penicillium pulvis, 2094 nucleotides long. RefSeq names its product Zn(II)2Cys6 transcription factor. The record is from RefSeq and is a predicted model, not a curated record. Gene Ontology annotation, molecular function: DNA-binding transcription factor activity, RNA polymerase II-specific; zinc ion binding; transcription cis-regulatory region binding. Gene Ontology annotation, biological process: positive regulation of transcription by RNA polymerase II. The transcript is spliced from 2 exons. The coding region runs from base 1 to 2094 and encodes 697 amino acids. Lineage: Eukaryota; Fungi; Ascomycota; Eurotiomycetes; Eurotiales; Aspergillaceae. Gene Ontology annotation, cellular component: nucleus.
AUGGCAGGCGACAAUUCUGAGCGGGCCGAGGCUAGCUCACGUACACGAUCCUUCACUGGGUGCGCAACGUGCCGGCGUCGCCAUGUUAAAUGUGAUGAGGGACAUCCAACAUGUUCUAUGUGCUCGUCCUCGGGUCUAUCUUGCGCUGGCUACAAGAAAGAUGUUUUUUUCGAUGCAAGAAACCCCAACAGUGGGGUUCGCUUUCGAAGACCCCCAUUGACGGAAGACGAGCGCCAAAGAAUGAGUCAAUGGCUAAUAUCGGCCGCACCUCCCAAAUCAACAAACCAAUUACUCUUGACAAUCGACGAAGAAAGCGAGAAAUACAAAUCGAGUCACAAAGGACUGCAGCUUUCUUUUGGUCCCUUCGGGGUCUUUCAAGUGCAACUGGAGCAAGAUAAACCUGCUUCGCCAGAUGGCCCUUUACCACCUGUGGAGGAAUUUGAAGAUGCAUCUACAAGCAGUCCUUCGCAAGAUAUGCCACAGGUCCUGGAUAUCUUCCCCAUCACCUCUGAGUUCUCACAAUGGUCGCCUGGGUUUAUGCAAUCACUUCUUGAGCAGCCCGAUCAAAGCUCUAGUCCAUUGUCCCCAGACUUGCUGGGCAUGCCAAUGGAUCAAACCCAUGUGGAUACUUCAAUCCUCCCACGAGAAUAUCAGCUCACAAACUUUCUCUCGGAUUCAUAUUGCAAUCCAAUGUCUCCCACCUCUCUCACCUCCCCUCCCAGUCUCACCAGGGCCAUCCCCCAGGAUGCCGUUUUUCUGUUGAGACACUACUCAUCAACAGUUAUAAGUCUCAUGACCCCAGUCAGGCAUAAGAAGACCCCUUGGCAUAUCUUAUUCAUUCCCCAUGUCAAGGAAUGCCUAGCAGCUUUGGCUCUGGGUGAAGACAUGAGCCACGCUAGCCUAUGCAACUUUUACGGCACCUUGGCCAUCAGUGCAUUCAGUCUGGGUGGAGUCUCUCGUUCUAAAAAAUGGCUUGAGCAAGGAGAAACAUAUCUCCAACGCGCACGAGAACAUGCAAAGUUAAUGCUUAUGACCGCCUACGAUAUUCCAAAACCAGCAAAAUACAAAGCCAUCUUGAUGGCGAUCCUCACUAUGGUACAGGUUUCUAACUUCUCUGGACGUGGAGACCGUCACCAAACAGAGAUAUAUUUCUUAGAGGCUGAGAAGCUUAUCCGACUUAAAGGUCUUAAGCGAAAGAAGUCCCGCAAGGUCCGCCUCCUACAUCACUGCUACGUCUUUGAACGUAUGUUCCACGAGAGCAUAUUCAUAUGCGGUGCCAACUCGGUUCAGCGCCGCCAUGUCCGUCGAGCAGUCGAAUCCAGCGGCCUUUCUCGCUGCAGCGUAGAUGGGCUUUCUUUUCGUCUGUAUAAGUGGCAGAACCUGGAAAAGGAGAUGCUACGUGUGAGAGAUCGCGAGGAAGGUGAAAAUGACCUACAUCUUGAACGACCGGGGCUCUUCUCCGCAACACUCUACCCCGAAAUAUAUGGUGUCCCAGAGCCAUGGCUUCUUCUUCUAUCCCUAGUCAUCCGUCUUGGGGUCGAGAAAGAUGAAUCAGAGCAAGAGCUCAAUGGCAAUGGCCUCAAUCUCAAAGAUUAUAUCAGUCGUGCCAAGGCACUAGAGGACUAUAUCAACCAAAUGCAGCAACCCAAAGAGCCAUUCUUUAUGACUCAUCAAUUCUCUAUUGACCAACAUAUUCUCGAAACCAUGCUCGAAGCCAUGCGGCAUGCUCUAGCCAUCUACUUCUAUCGGCGUAUCCAUAACCUGAAUGCUUCAAUGCUACAAGACAAGGUGGCCAGUGUCCGUGACUGUUUGCUACAGUGCGAGUACGCUGACUCGAGCGUCGUGCAUGGGUCCGCGGGUUUUAUCUGGCCUGCUUUCAUUGCGGCCUGUGAAGCCGAAGACCCUGAGGUGCAGAAGUCGUUUGCUUCUUGGUUUGAUAUCUCUGCACAACGCAGUGGCCUUUCUUGCUUCAAACAGACACUAAUAUCAAUUGAGAAGAUCUGGGAAGAGAAGUGUCGGGCCCAAGGGCGUAGUUUUACAUGGUUGGAUCUUAUGAGGAGAGCUGGUUCUCAACAGCAGGGCUUGGUCGUGUAA